CAAAACACUGACCAUUCUGUUUGACAUGUGACCAUGGUGUAAUAUGACCAGCUUGAGGUAUUAGGCUGAGAUGUUUAAGACCGAGCCCAGCUCGCUGCAUGUCAAGCCUCUGACAGUUUGCCAAUACCUGGUGGCAGCUGAAGAGAAAGUGUGGGGCUAUGGCAUGGUGGAGACGGAAAACAGUUAUUCCCAGGAAUCACAAACCAGUGAUGUCGGCAACCAAAUACUCAGGCAUGGGACAGCUGGAAGGAAAAUUCACGACUACUUCAGUAACCUAGAAGCCAGAAAAUGUUGUCUGAAGUUGAGACUGGAAGCAAGGAAGACCACCUUCACUAACAUACGACUGGUAAGACACGAUGGCAGAGAUUCAGGUAUAGAGGAAGGUGCUAUGAUGAAGACACCUGUUGAAUAUCGCGCCAAUGUUUCCCAGCUGGAUUCAAGUAAUUUCCGUGUGUUCAAGAGAGCGUAUAUGUGUGCAGCCUUCCCUGUCCUGGGUGCUCCUGACCCACCUUCAGCUUUUACCCCCUCUCCUGUCCAGACGCCCACCACUCAGCGCUUCAACUACAGUGGCAUCCUGAGCAUCAGCCGACCCAUGACCCCGCACUCCAUUCCUGACAGCGGAUUGGAGGAGUUCGAAGAAGACACAACAUCGCUGAUCCCGUCUGAGACGUUAUGCGAGCUACUGAAGCGUGCGUUCAGAUUAUCAGAUGAGAAAUUCACACACUACGAGCGGUCCAUCAGUGAAAGUUAUGGGAAGCUGACACAGCAAAAGGUGUUGGCUGAAGAGUUAGUCAACCAGCUUGCAGCUCUGGAGAACAACAGUAAUCCAUUCUAUAAUCCUCACAGUUUCAAGGAUGAAGACUGGGAGUCACGUAUGGAGUCCAUUCGUAAAGGUUAUGACCUCUGGCAGCACCAGGAACGUGCACAUCUGACGCAGCUGAUAAACAAGUUUUGGCACUUUUCGCUCCCCUCCCCUGGGGCAAACUUCAAUGCGGAGCUCUUCGGGGUUCAUGAAGACUACAGGAAACUUCUAGCAAAACUGAUCAGGUACGAGAACCCUUACAAGUCUGAGCGUGAGGAGUUAGGACCUACACCGGCCAGUUCACUGUCGUCAGCAUCUGUCAGAUUGCUCAGGGAGUUCGGCUUAAGAUAUGGUGUGGGGGAACAGUACAGGAAGUUUAUCUAUCUUCAUUACCUGGCUCAGCAUUUUGAUGCCACAGUCUGGUACAUACAACACGUCACCAUGACACUCAAAAACAUCAUGGACUGGUUGCCUAGCAACAGAAAUCAUCUCUCUAUUACACAACAAGAGUUUGGAAUCAUCGAAUCAAGCCUUCAUCUGUUACUGGGUCAGGCUGGUAAUGCCAUUUCUAAAAUGAAGAGACUAUUUCCACAUAACAGACCUACAGAUGGUGUUGCCAGCCUGAUUGACCUUCUGGGUAUGAGUUUAUCUCUGAAGAGUUAUCUGUCCAUGAAACCCACUAAACCCCUGCAGGAGUGCCUGAGGAAGUAUGUGCAGGAGUCUCUGGUGACAGCGUACGAGAGACACAAACUGUUAGCUAUGGCGGAGCUCCAGCAGAGCAGCAGAUUCAUCCAGCUCUGCCCCAAGUUGCUGAAUAUUCUGAUUGUGAACAUAAGGGACGAAGUCAGCGACUACCGAACAAACUACCAGUCAACGUUUGAAAGAUAUUUCAACAUCACAGAGUCUGCUGCUCAGGCAUUCUACAGUUUUUUGAUGGAGGAUGUUCUUCAUCUGUGUCGGUCUGUGAUGGAGAGCAUGAUAACACCAGAGAUUGAUCUACUGAUGCUGAGUUUGGGGUACCGACUGAACAGUUUAGAUCAUGACUGGGCUCGCUACAUUCCGCCAGAAUCGCAAAGAUGGAGAGAGUCUUUUGUGACUCUCGCUGUUCAGUGGACAAUUGCCUUGCAGAGUCAUGUCCCUUUGUUGGUGCUUGAGGGAGUAGGCGGAGAUAAGUUCAAGUCCCUCUGUUUGCCAGAUUGCUUGCAAUCUCCAACCAACUCUAAUUCCUGUCAGAGAGGACGCUCUACAUCCUUGAGGUCACUUAGUGCAUCAGUGCGAUCUGCUUUCAGUAGCGUAUCCUCAACUCGCUCAACUCCUGUGCAGGUGGGGAAGGAGUCCCAAAAUAUCCCACAUUGUGACGGUCCUGGACGUUUUGUGAACAAACAGCCUCCUAUCAUGGAGACAAGCUGUGAGACUGGAGCCCCAGGCCAAGUAGAGGGAGAUGUCAGCAAGAGGCUUCCACACUCUCUGGGAUUGCCGACCAAUUGGGAGGCAGGGAAACCAUCGCCAAGGAGGCCGUCCACUCACUCAGUGGAUGCCACCAUUUUCAGGCACAACCUUUUUAUUUGUGAGUCACAGGAUCUGGAUGACGAAGUGGUGUCAUUCACUCGACGGAAUUUGCGCCCCAGCAACUCGAUGCCAAAUUUAAUAGCCAAUCAUACAAGCUUCAUGAACUUAUUGCAGCCUUCUACAGAGGAUCCCAAACUGAGUUCACAAAAUUUUAGAUAUAACACGAAUAUUAGCAACCAGAAUAGUGCUGUUGAAAUGGGGAAUGUGCAUCUUGUUCCAUCUAUCAAAGUUGUUGGUAGCACUCCAGUAGAGGAGAGAAAUUUUCCAAUUUUGGAAAGAGACAAUCAGGAAAGUUUCACAAGCGAUGAAGAGGAAUUGGCAGCUGCAUAUCCAUCUGUUGUUGUUGUGAAGAGUCAUUCAGCAGGGUUGGGAUUUCAGUCUGUUACAGACAAACAUAUACCCCACAUCGAGGCUGAGAUUGGGGAACGUGUCGACGUGACUGCUCCCUACAUCAAGCCAGGGACAUCACAAUCAAAAGGGUUGAUUCGGGUUCCUUCAGCACCAGUCAUGUCACCGUUGCCUGUGUCAUUGAUGGAUCAGUCACAUGUCACAAGACAGCAUUCAGACGAAGUUGAUGUGCACUCUCCAUUUCUGGAAAGACAGAAAAGGGACAGCGAAAGUCAUGAAUUCAUCGACUCUCUUAAAUCAGAUUUCACAUCCAUUUCCAUGCCAACCCAGCGUUCUGUAGAGUUCCAAAUGGUGAUAGCUCCGAUCUCUUCUUCCCUUGUUGACCUGCUGGUUAUACUGCAGAGGGUGGUGGGAGUGGCACGAACUUUUUGUGACACUAUCUGUCCAGUUACCAAUGAGACAGGCCUACAUCGUCAUGGUUACUGGGAUAGCAUGUCAUCCAGCAGUGAGGAUCUGGAAGACAUGGCGUACUGUCAGGACAAUGCCAGUGCUCGUUGUCAACUUUUUCUGAUUUUUACAAAGAUGGUCUGUGAUAGCGUGGGAAUGUUCACAGAUAACAUGCUGUGUAUGGAUCUUUGUGGUUUAAAUCUGUCUGUGGCUAAACGUCUAGUCGGGCCCAAGCUUGUGGAGUGUGUACAGGUUCAAAGAAACGGAGGACUGCUCUGGGGGUGUCGUCACGAUGUGCCCGGGGCAGCUCAUGACUGUUUCUAUUUUGUGGGUCGUAAAGCAUUCCUUCUCUGUGAUAGACAUGAACCUAUUUCAGAAGAGAUGUGUACUCGAAUAAACAAUGUGGUAGCUUCACUAGAGUUCUUGAAAAAAUAUUUCGAGAAUGUGUGUACAAUAUUUGGUAUCCAUGACAACAAUGAUGUCAGCAAUUUUCUGAGUGACACAAAUACAGAAGAAACAGGCUAUGAAAGCUGUCUUGUUGGUGAUCUGUCUUCAGAUUUUGUGGUCAUAGACAGCUACUAUGACCUGGAGUAUGACCAACUCCCCUACUUGGAAGCCUCCUCCCUGUUCAGCACACCACGAGCCACCCCUGUCCAGGGCAUGAAGGUACCCAUCUUCCCAGUAGUCCACUGCUGGAGGCACAUCAUGUCAGGGCUGAGUGGAAUGUGCAGGAUGUUGGCAUACAGGCUGAACCUGUUUGUACGUGACGCCCUGGCCCUGCUCCUCUCCCCAGACAUGCCCCUCCAUCAGCUGUCUGAGCGUCUGAAGCCCAUCCUGGACUUUCUGUCUGACAACCUCUCUGCUCUCUCCAACUGGCUCUACAGAGACCCCUUCACACGCGUCCUCCAUUAUGUCUGGCUCUACAUUGUCCAAGACUUUGAAGAAGAGGUAUCCAAGCUGAAAACUGGUAAUUUUAACACAGAGAAACAAGCGGAGCUGUUGACACAUGCUAUGUCUUAUUUAAUACGUUUUAUGAACAACAUGGGAAAAGGUGUGCAUCUGGACCAGUUACUGGCCUACUCUGAGGACGUGUCAUUCAAGCUCCAGCUGUACACCCUGACUACAGCCCUGGUGUGUUUACUGUAUGAGAACCUAGUACAUUAUGUGAGUGUGAGAAUCUGGAACACUAUCUUUGGCCUACAUCUUCUUUUUUCUUUGGUUCAACUUUUUCAGUAUUCCAUCUUCAGUGAGUGCAGCUCUAACAAUGACGACAUUCCCCAUGGGAUGCUGAGACAAAUGAAGCUGGAGCUUCAGUCCCGGCGGAAAUGUUUCUCAGGGAGGCAGCUAGUCAGCUGGCUAUUGAGGAACCAGGAGAAGAGCUUUCUCACUGGUCAUGGUGAGUUUGGGAACACUGGAGACCCAGAGACAGGCCACCCCAUGGUAUCCCGGGACCUGGCUCGUCAGGUGGCUCAGAAGCUCUUUAAGCAGGGAAUCAUUGUGGAUGUGGAGCAGGACUCUUCUGUCAGUGGUCGGACACACACCUCGAGUAUGAUGUCUGAUGAAACCCCUUACCCUGAUAUCAGCAUACACAGUGACCUGCAGGAUCUUUCUUUAGGUCGUGAUACUCACUCACAGAGAACAAGAAACUCGGAUUCCAUGUCCACUAGAAGUCGUUCCUCUUCUACAACAACAAUACAAGACACUUAUUCUGUUGCCGAAGUGUCCAGUAUCUCUGAUGAGUUCAGAAACAAAGAGCUGUUUCAACCAGAAAUGGCUGGCAAUGGUAGCAGGGAGAGCGGUGAGACCCCUGGUGGCAGAGAUGUCAAGGAAGAUAACUGUUUUCCUAGUCAGGACAAGAAUAAAUGUGAGCAUGAUACAAGACUAAAUCACUGUGAUAACUGUAAAGAAAAGGAUAUGGACAAAGAAACUAAAGACAAUUUGCCGAAGAGUACUCAGCUGUGUGCAGACAAUGUGAUAGUAGAUGUAGAUGGUACUGGUCAUGCUGAAGAAACAAAGACGAGUGACAACAUUCAAACAAGUGGUACCACAACUAAUUCAGAAAUAGGUCAUUUGGACGAUCAAGCCAGAAGUAUCAAGGAUGUGGGUGGUUCUAAUACGAAAGAGGUUACAGACAAGAUUUCAGGAGGUGAACAGUGUCAAAGUCAUCCUGAGCAGCCAAAAACUGCGACCAACAGAACCCCACAAUCUUCCAUUUCCCAGGACACAGGAUCCUGGGCAACUUCACACAGCUCCUGUGCAGUUUUUCAGGAUACUCCAAAGAAAUUUUACAUGUUUAACCCAGAAGGUGAAGAUUUUAAAAAUCUUGGGUAUGGCCCUAAUGACAUGACCACUGGGACUCAGGGUGUAUCCAGGGUGCGGCGAGAGCUCCUUGGAAUGGUGGAGACCUGUUUUCACAAGAAAAUAACCCCCGACUAUAUACUCCUUAUUCUCUUUGCUCGCAGAAAAUACGACCCAACAGCCAAAACGUUCUUCAAGAAUGUUCCCGAGGACACUUUAAAUCGCCUGUUAAGUCAGGUCGAUGCCCAUUGUUGCCCAUGCACAAGCAGCUAGUAUGUGUACAUUGUUUUUCACAAAUAAGUUUUGUGUGUGUGGAAAUAUAUUUUAAAGGGAAACACUGGUGAUAAAUGUUCUGCUAAGUUCUUGUCAAGCUGAUGUAUUUUAAGAUUGCAUGAUUAUCAAGUUGGAUGAAAUCAUGUACCCUACCCAUACAUUUUGCUGAUAUUUCUUGCUACUGUCUUAAUUUACAGACUUCUGCAAUGAAAGAUAUUUUUCAAAAUUUUACAAGCUUGUAUAUUCUGUAUGAUAGCCUAAUGUAGAGCCAAGACAAUAAUGAUGUGCAAUAUGUUUAAUACAGGGUUGUAAAAACUGCUAAGUUAAUUCAAAAGUAAUUAUGAACGUAUAUUGGUUUUAGAAAAUGAGUAGACUCUAUAUGGAAGUGCAUGGUAACUAACCUGUUUGUUUGACAUGGAAAUCGUCAGAUCUUGAGAAUGAAAGCCGGUGAUAGCAGGGAUGCGUCUAUUUUGUGCCUGGAGGUGGGUGUGGGUUUGUUUGUGCUCUGUUACAUGGUUCUAUUAGUAGUUACUUUUCUGUUCAAUCAUAUGUUCGACACUGGAUAAAAGUGCUAGGAUCCAAAUUGGGCAGUAUUAUUAUUACUGCGUGAAAUUGAUACUUGCAUACCAAGUAUUGCAACAGAAACUUUAAGCUGUGUGAAAAAUUUUUCAUUUGAAUUAAUUUUUCUUUAAAGUGAAAGAAAGUAAAAUAUGAUGAAUGCAAGAGGAGAAAGAUCACUGAAAACCGUAUCUGAACAUGGUAAGAUUUUAGUCUUUGUUCAUAGAGUUGAAUGCCAGUGAUGUAACACCAACCUCUAGCCUAAUUCUUCAACUUUUUUGACAGCCUCUGCAACCUAUAUUUCGAAACAUGCUGAAAGAACUACGAAGUGUAGAGAACUAAUUUGCGCAGUUUUAUUAAGUUUACAUCUUUAAUGACAAAAAUAAAUCAGUUCAGCAUUAUUUUAAUAAUAAUUGUGUGUGCAAAUUUCACUGAUAAAAGGGCAUUGGAGGUCGAAAAAUUUGAAGAUUUACAGUACUUGUGU
Molecule: messenger RNA, 6779 nt
Organism: Liolophura sinensis
Lineage: Eukaryota; Metazoa; Mollusca; Polyplacophora; Chitonida; Chitonidae
Exons: 32
Coding region: 71-5737 (1888 amino acids)
Biological process (GO): intracellular signal transduction
Cellular component (GO): secretory vesicle
Source: RefSeq, a predicted model, not a curated record